AUGCCGACACAAGAGCCCGAACGCCAGGACGAGUCUUCUUCAGGAUCCGGCGCAAUUCCGUCGCGGUCCUCUAGCAGCGGAGGUGGAAGACGGCAAGGCGAAAGCGGACAAGACCAGCCGACUGAAUACACCGUCGGCAAUCUCUUCAAAAGCCGCGACGCGCCGUCAUUCUUUGGAUCAUCGUACUUCGGCCCUCAAGCAGCGGCAAAGAUUAUUCAGGCUCCGGCGCCUGAGCUCUCUUCGGGACUGUCCCAGAAAGCUCAGGCUAGCUCAACACACUCGUUCCGCGAUGAAGGCGGCCCGUUCUCUCAGAUAUGGGAGUUGCUUGGACUAUUGCCGAGAAGGAAGACGACAGUUGACAGGUUGACGGACUGCUUUCUGAAUGAACUCAACUGGGCUAUCGACGCCGUUCAGCCAACCUCGUUCAAGGCCAAAUAUGAGAACUUUUGGUCUAGGAAGUUUGGGUUCGAUGACUUCGCCACCAUUGACCUUAGAUGGCUGGCGUUACUAUUCAUUGUCAUGGCUUAUGGUAUUCUUCUUGACUGUCCAAAACCACGGAACAAAGAGAUUCAAAGGGAGGUUCAUGAGACUUCUCAAAGAUUCUACUGGGCUGCAAGGAGAGCCAUCGUCAUCGCCCCCACCUUCUAUGGCGAAUCUACGGAUCUCGUGAGAGCUGGAGUGUUGGUCACUCGCUAUCUCAUCUACACUCGUCGCGUCCCCGAGUCGUGGCUCACCACCAGCUUUGCAAUGCGCAUGGCCCAGGCGCAGGGGAUGCAUAUUGACGGCGAACGAUGGAGGCUGCCUAGGAAGGAGACAGAGACAAGGCGACGGUUGUGGAGCAACCUGUACAUGCUCGACAAGACCAUCGCCCUCGCCCUCGGCAGACCAUUUGCCAUUGUCGACCAGCAGUGCAUGGUCAAGCCCCCGUCUAACGUGUGGUUGGAUGAUUUGAAUGACGAAGAAGCGGCGAAUGUCACCGAAGCACCUCUGUCCGAGCCUACCCCAAGCGUGUUCAGUCGACUUGCUCAUGAGCUGGCUGUGGUAGUUGGAAAGAUCCAGGAACGAUGCUUCGGGCUGUUCACGGUAUCCUACGAGACGGUCUUGACGUUGGACAAAGAGAUCGAGACCUGGAGAGGCAGGUUGCCGCCAUAUUUCGAACUCGACGACCCCGAUACAUCAAAGGACGAGCGACUUCCUUUCCUACCAUGGCAACGACUUCACCUUCAUAGCAUGUAUCACUUUGCCCGAGUCACCCUUCACCGACCUUUUCUUUUGCGGCAAUCCAUCACCAAUCGAUACAAGCACAGUCACGAUGUCUGUAUCGCUUCAGCCUGCGCUGAUCUAGGCAUGGGCCUUAAAAUGUUUAGCCAACCUCUCAACGACAGGUUGAAAUGGAGUUUGGGCCCUCAUAAUCUCUUCAACAGCGCCUUGGUGCUCGGCAUCAUUGCCGUCAGAGAUCCUCAUUCUCGCAGGUCUCAGGCCAUCCUUGAAGACCUCGCUGCAUACUGCGAGAUGCAGCGAAACGACGUCUGGCUCAACGAGUUCGCCCUCGCUGAAGUCAAGAUAGUCGAGCUGUGCGUGAAGAAGGCAAGGCAAUCUCAACCACCGGCGCCUAAUCCCAUGGUACCCUUGGCUUUGGCAUCUCCAGCUGAGCGGCCUAUGGCAUCUGCUGGGCCCCAGAACGUGAUGACUACGCAACCCCAGUUACCGGUUGAGAGCCCUGACUUCGACCCCUUGCUCGUUGGCCUUGGGCUGCCGUAUAGCACCUCAAGUGCUCAGAUGACCUGGGAUGAUCCGGGGUUCUUCUUACCCGAGAGUGGAGACUUGUCGCAAUGGGAACAUGUCAUCAACACGAUUAUGCAUGAUCAAACGAAUAUUUAG
Molecule: messenger RNA, 1881 nt
Organism: Colletotrichum chrysophilum
Lineage: Eukaryota; Fungi; Ascomycota; Sordariomycetes; Glomerellales; Glomerellaceae
Exons: 1
Coding region: 1-1881 (626 amino acids)
Biological process (GO): DNA-templated transcription
Molecular function (GO): zinc ion binding; DNA binding
Source: RefSeq, a predicted model, not a curated record